Acanthosepion pharaonis is the source of this 591-nucleotide messenger RNA. The record is from the annotation of a GenBank genome assembly. Lineage: Eukaryota; Metazoa; Mollusca; Cephalopoda; Sepiida; Sepiidae.
AUGGGGCGUUCAUAUUGGGUCGAACCCGUGCAGAAUGCGCAGAGCCGCGAAACUGACCGCGUCCAUGCGGCCAUUGGCGCGAUCCUCAUCCCGGUAGCGCUGCAUCAACUUAUGACUGAUCUGCGCCGCGCGUUUGCCCGGUCAGCUUAUCCCGCGUGUCCCGUCGCGCGUCUGGCGGGCAGCCAUGGUGUAAGGGUGUCAGUACCCGACCGCGAACGCCGGAACGUCGCUCCACCUCGGGGCACUGGCGCGGCGGAUAGGUCACGCGUUGGCGAGGCUUCUCCGGGGAGGCGUAACACGUCCAUCAGGCGGCCUCCCGAUCGCGCUGGGCGGUGUGGCGGACGCCGGGCGGCCGCGAUCCAGAUAUGUGGCAUCGAUCCGGCGAUGACCGGCUCGAAAUGCCAUGCGAGCGCGACCGCGCAGGCAGCCCAUGUCCUGAUCGGGGCCGGUCGCGGCGGCCCCCAGCCACGGCGCGUAUGUCGAUCAGGAUUUCCGACCAGUUGGCACCAUAGACGCGCGGCCAGUCAAUCGGCUCCAGUGACUUCGACCGGCGCUCCGCGUCGCGCCAUAUGGCGACGAUCGCGCCCAUGA